UUUAAUGAUUUUCACGGCAAUAUACAGGGUUCUCUUUACUGGUGAAAAUAUCGUGGAACGGUUAGCGUCCGGAAGCCGUCUGAUGACUCUGACCAGUACUUCGACAACGACAAAAAAGUUCCUGUACCUAGUUAUGGGGAAGAAAUGCCUUCCUGUACAUAUGAGAGGGGAAAGCAACAUUGGCAACGGGCAUACAUGCAACUGUGAUAUUAUUAUGUUCGGUUACAAAGAGAAAUGUCACGAAGCGAAGAAUGCGAAUUUGGAACAUGUAGAGUACAUCCACCGAGAUGGCACAACUUGGAACACAGGCAGGAACUACCUUUACGAGCACGCCAUGAAGAGAGAAACCGUGUACCUCUACUACAUAUUUGUGGACGGGGACGCAACUCUGCGGCCAAAUGCCGAUACCAACGCCAAUGUGACCUCUCUUGGCUUAUGGCGAUCUUUUGAGAAUUUCCUAGUGGAAUACGAACCCGCAGUAGGAAUUACAACGUAUUGCCAUAAUAUUCACCAUCCAUGCUUUAAGCAGAGAAAUAAACCUGGCGGAAACGGUGUCUAUGUUCUCUCAGGAUGGCUUUUUGAUGCAUGUUUCAAUGCAUUUCAUCGCGACGCCCUGCCGUAUCUGCUGCCGUAUAAUCUUAAGCAUGAAAAGGCAAGUUGGUGUUAUAGUCAGCAUUAUGUCGCAACGCUAGCCAAACAUUAUUUCUCCGGCUCUGUCCUCAUUUAUGGCAACGUGAACAUUAUGAACGGUGGACACAGAGACUACCCUCGAACUUCCGACUCGAAGCGUUUUAAGGAGCAACAUCGCGUCAUCAGCAAAUAUGUGGAAAAGAUAACAAAGUCUCGAAAGAAGCCAGAAUGGAAAAGUCGUAUAAAUGUUUCAGAAACAAUGGACAAGCAUUUUUGCAAGUGUUAA
Paramuricea clavata is the source of this 916-nucleotide messenger RNA. The record is from the annotation of a GenBank genome assembly. NCBI's taxonomy places the organism in Eukaryota, Metazoa, Cnidaria, Anthozoa, Malacalcyonacea, Plexauridae.